GACGAAUCGAUCCGAUCGUUUCCAAAAUCGAUAUUGAUUACACCCGAAUACACUAAAUUAUUAAUUAGCAUAGAAACCCAUCGAACUAAUAGAAUUAUAAUCGUCCCACGUGCUUUCUAAUCGCACUAUACAUCAUUACAUAGUCAGACCGCAAAUUUCAUUAACGAAAAGUCGAUGCCACGAUUUUGCGGUAUUUCUAAAAUAUAUUGCUGGGUAAGAGUUCAGCGAAAAGUGGUAGCCAAUAAAUAGCGUCUACUGUAGAGUGGCCAAUAAACCUCUCAGGAUCUUCUCUCUUCCUUAGUUCUCACAAUGUACGAUAUUUUAUCGCGGUAAUGAGUUUACUAACCCCUCCGGAAAAUGUAGGUUAGAAGAAUCGAUGAGGUUUACACGUACCCUAAGCGUAUAGUAACCGCAUGGCACAUACGGUUGGUACAACCUAUGGUGUACCACCGAGCUUGUAGACAUACGUGGACAGAGUCAUGCAUAAUUCCUGACGAGUCAUGAGUUCUGAAUCCGAUGUUGACAAUUCUGGCAACUGGCAGCAACACUGCCAGUACAAGUGAAAACAUAUGGCUCGCUUUCAGCAGAAGCAACUUCAGGAGAAGGAGCAGAAGUUGCUGCAGCUUUACGAUCAGCAACAGCAAAGGGCCUACCAGGUUGUGCAGAGAGGUAGCGCUGGAUCGACCGGUUCUAAUCAUAGUUCAUCGGUGAGUCAUCAAACGAUCAGCAGAACGACGACCACCACCCACUCGAGCUCCACUUCACAAGGUGGCGGAAAGGUGAGACAAAUGUUCGACGAACGACGACAAACGACCGUGAAGGGAAUCGACAGGAGUUAUCCUCUAGAGCCUUUGGAUAACAAACCCAAGAAGCAGGUGACCAGCAACGGUCAUGCACCAGGAAAAGGUAGCAACGCGGCAGUGAAUCAUCAUUCGGUAACCGUCAGACGCGUUGCUCGUGCCGAUGUCAAUAGCAACGUUAACGGAGGUAAACCUGUUGUCUCUUAUCACGAGGAAGUCACCCACGAAUCCUUUGGUGACGAUGACGAGUUUGGAAACGAGAACCAUGAUAAACGAUAUACCAAUGGGAAUCACCAUAAUGCCAAUCGUAAUGAGGUUCAUAUCGAGGAGAUACUCGAUGACGACACGAUACAGCGAAACCGACUGAUGGCUAAGGUCCAUCUGAUGAACUUCGACAAAACGAUGAAGUAUCGCAUUGACAACGACCUGGAGAGUGAACAGUUUCCGGAAGAAUUGAUGCUCGACGUACCGGAUAAGCUGCCUAAAAGGGCGCCCACCAGGAAGAUCUCUCAGGCGGAGGCGAGACUGGAACGGUUCAAGAAUGCAAAUGCGAGGAAGAGCAACGUUUCCAAUAGCACGACGACCACCGGCACGGUCACGAGGAAACGUUCCGAGCCGAUGUUCCCAGCAGGAACCAGUUCCAGAGAGCCCCUUGCGUCUACGAGGAUUACCAAGACGGUGAAUACGAUGAAAACCGGAAGAUCCGAAGGGCCUACUCGUAAACGUAACGAAGGCACGAGGCCCGAAGUCAUUUCGAAAAAUGCAAAACCCACGAAAGCGCAUAGCGAAAGCCCGAAAAUAUCUCAGGAUACCAAGGCCGGUACACGGAUUACGUUGAGAACGGAGAAUAUUUUUGAUUCCCCGAAAAAAGACGAUGCGACGCUUUACGAGCCUCGUACCGUUCAGAGGCAAUGUAGACGUUCGGAUACUGCCGGAGUGCAGUCAGGAUACAGAGAGUUCACGAGAACCGGGUUUAACGAGAGGGAAGUGAAAAUCGUGGGAAAACCUACGAGCUUCGCUGUUGAGAAAACAGAAUCACGUACUGUGAGUGACGGUAAAAUUGUAGGGUCUGUGAAGGUUGAUGGUACUGGUAGUGUAGAAAUAAUUGAGAAAAAGCGAAAGCCAGGAUUUUCGAAGAUCACUGUCAUUAGAAAAUCUGAUAAAGUUAACGAAGGUAAAAGGUCAUAUGCUCGGGAUAUAAAUUCUACGAGGAUAAAGUCCAAGCAUGAGAUUGAUACGGCGAGGAAUGUCAAAUCGAAAAUAAUUAGCAGUAGUCCGGAAGUUGUUGGAGCAAUUUCGAAAAAUAUCAUUUCGAGGGAAUCCAGUCGGCAUACUGCUAAAUCCUUAUAUAAGGGUAGGACUGUUCAGGCGGUUGAUAAAUCUUAUACGCGUAUGGAAAAGUCCUCAUCCGGAAGAGCUACUACCCCAGAAUCUGCGAAACGUCGAGUUUCUAAAGAUUCUAUUACACGUAUGAAAACCAAUACAGGACGUCGUGAUUCCGUGGAACGAUCUAACGAUCUCAAAUCCGAUAUAAUGGUGCGUUCUGCUCAAUUGGUUAAAAAGGUUAUGCGACGUCAAAGCAUAGAAAAAAAAUCGGAUAUCAUUGAAAGAACGGCUUUGAAAGAUUUGACAAAGAAAUCGGAAAAAUCUAUAUCACCAAGUGAAAAAACAGAAUUACGGAAAACCUUGAUAUCUGAGAACGCGAAAAAAAAAAUUGAUAGGGAUUCGCGCAAACAGAUCAGGUAUCAUAAAGAGGAUAUUACGCCAGUAGAAUCUGUUACUAAAGGGAGGGAUUCUAUAGAGAUUAAUACCACAGAGGGAGAUAUCGAUAAGUUUGUAGUAUCGAACAAGAUCCGCGAUUCGAGACAAGAUCAGAACCUGAAUCAAUCGCGUGGGACUCCUCGAUUUAGCCAAAAGAAGCUAAAGCACGUGGGAAGUGGCCAUGAUCCCAAAGAAAUUGUGGACGAUGUGCGAAUUGAAAGAAUUGAGGAAAAAAAAGACGUGAUGUCCGAUGGUAGGAGAUCUAAAGGUUCUAUCACACGUGUGGACAUGAAAGUCAAGACUCAUCAGUCAUUGGGACGUGAAAGGCAACUUUCAGAGAUGGAAGGAACGUCACGAUCUAAGGCACGGAUAAAAAAAUCGAGAAGUCCAAGCGUAGAAGAGCGUAAACCGGUGCCGAUAGAAAUUUCCAAAAAAAUUUCGAAAAAGAGCCCGGUACAUUCUACUGAGAAAAUUUCGAAAGACACCCUGACACAAUUGGAGUCUGAACGUAAUCGAAGCUCUUCGGUAGACGCUGACUCGACUCGAUCAAGAAUCAAUAAAACAAUGAAAACCAGGAAAACGCAAAAAAGUACCGAUGUAAAAAAAUCUCGCGAAUCGUCCGUAGAACUGGAGAUUGAACGUAAUUUGAAAAAUAAAAAAACUACUGCUGUUAUAUCUCCACGAGAACGAAACAAUGUCCAUGAAAAUAUCCAGAUACGCCCAACCUCACCCGUGCGUAGACUGUGCAGAGAUAGCACAAUGAAGAUUACAAUAAAUCUUAAGCAAAGUGGAUCAGUCGCUAAAGACAAAAAAGUGAUCCCAAAAUCACCAGGUAAAUCUAAACCAUCCUCCAAGUCGAAAAGUUUGAUACCUCAUUCUGAGCGUAAUGAGGACAUAAAGACCAGGGGAGAAAGUUCAGCUAAGCAGUUGCUCGAUAAAAUAGACAGUCCUAUAAAGUCGCGCGAGGUAUCAGAUAUUGCUAGGUUUCGAAAGUCCAAAGUAACCGUAGAAUCUUCUUCGAGUAUUAAGUGCGAUGGAACCGGUAAGCUUUUACGAUCGAUCGAGCUCGUACGUAAGGUUGCACGAAAUCAAAGUCCAGGAAUUUCGAGAAAAUUGGAGGAAGGCAUUAUCACGAAAUCAGGAAGCUUAAAAUCGAGUGGAUUGGAAUCAGAAGAAGUAAAAAAGAGUGGCAAGCCCACGGAUGAGUCUGCGAGAAUGAAAAGUAAUGAAUCUACCAAGAUAAAGGUCAGCUCGGAUGAGGAAAGUCCAAAGAGUUCAAUUUUGUCUGAAAUCGAUACCGAUCGUCAGGAGAUACUGGUUGAAGAUCAGUCGAUUAAACGCGAUAAGAGUUCGGUGUCCAAAAGGAGCACCGAUGCUUUGAGUAGUACUUCGAAUAAAGGUAUGCAGUCUAUGGUGAAGGCAAAGGAGACGCAGUCCAAGACUGCAAGCCCAUCGAAAGCUGUCGAAGUUGAAUCUGAUAAUAUGACUACACAAUCGGCUCAAGAUCAUUCGACAUUCUUAAUACGGAGACCUAUUAAGAAGAGAGGUACCGUUCUGAAUUCGGAUAUUUAUGAGCAGCAGGAAGCUAGUCAAAGUAAACACGCUUAUUAUACGGGAACUGGUAAGAUCGACCGUAACUCGAAUCAUGAUAAAAUUUCAAAGUACGACAAAGCGAAUGCUUCGAAAAUUCAAAUAAAAGAUAUUUCGAAGCGAGGUAAAAGUCCUGAUUUGAAAAGAAGUGGUCGCGACGAAUCCAAAGUUACGGUAUCCCUCCCUGUACCAGUAGAACUUGAGAAAAGUUUCAUAUCCGCCGAACUUGCUCGUCGCACAAUGGAUGAUCGAAGGCAGGAGAACACUUACGGUUCGCGUGGCAAUGGGAAAAGUAACGUUUUAAAGGAAGUUCAUAUUGACGAAACCGAACUUACUCCCGAGUAUCAAGAAAUAUCGAUUACGGAUCAAUUCAUAGAGCCAGGUGGCAAUAGGUUAAAAAAGAGAAAAGAAGAUGCGUUGUACAAAAAAACUGAGCAAAAACGGCAAAAAACGAUUGAAGAUGUUGAAAGAGAUUCCGUAGAUCCGACUAAAAAAAGUACGAGAAUCGUAUCAAAACCUAAGGUCGUUGGCACAAGACGCAGAAUAUGCAGCAAACUGAUCAGACAGAUGGAGACCAAUCUGAAGGAACAGCCAGCCAAAAAGGCCAUGAGCUACAAAAAAAUUGUAAUGACCAAGGAAAGAUCAAAUAUUCGUAAAAGUCCAGCUGCUCGAAGUAAAAGUCCAAAAGUCGAGACUUCCGAACGACCAUCGUCAAGACUUUCCGGUACCGUUGAAUUUGAUUCCAUAAAGAAACAGCCGGUAGCAAUGCCACGAACUGUACCGACCAAAAGUCCAGAAACAACAAGAGGUAAAGAAUUCGUAAGAAUUCCUAGCGAAUCUACAGAUAAGCAAGAAAUACUAAAGUCACCGCAACUCAUGCAGAAAGUAAUACGCGAACAAAGUCCCGAGCACAAAUCGAUGUCCUCUGAAUCCAUAAACUUCGAUCGUGAAAUAUCAGAGUUCGAAACGGUGCCCAUAAUCAUUUCCAAGGAACCGGAACAGCCCGAGCAUAAAAUAGUGAGGAAACAGGAAGCGAUGUUUUCGCCAUCUAAAAACCCAGAGAGCAUGUCAAAACCUACGCGCAGUGCAGUGAGCAUAAGUAAAAAAGUAGCCGAAAAGGAAAGUCAAAAACAAAAGACAGAUUCGGUUAGUAGAAUUUGCCUAAAAUUAGCUGCGGACAAGGAGUUCAAUGCGAUUCGUGAAAAAUCUAUCGGAGCCAGUUCGAAACGUCCGACUGAAGUAAAAGUCAGUCGUUCCAUUAAAGCCACCAUAAGGAAACCCGUUCAAAGACCUCGUCGUGUAAACGAUAUGCCAAAAGUGGAUAGACUGACUGACGUGCCUGCAAAUGGUAGAGCGUCUAGUGCCCGACAAAUCGCAACUGUUUCACGUAAGCAUACAGUUAAAUCUGUAGGAAAAAAUUUGCCAACACAUAGCCGAACACGUAAUGUUUCUAAAGAUUCGCUUUCUCCAAAGGAUUCCAAACUGAAACUAGCGCCAAGCACGAAAGCAUUACGUUCUACGGCUUUGGUACAAUCGGCUAUGAAGAAACAGACUUCAGGGGUAACGAAGAUCAAUACGUCACGAAGAGAUACGACAAAGUCUGUAGAAAGUCUGGAAAACGUUAAAAACAUAGGAGACAAGAUCCCGGAACGUCCGAUCGCAAAUGUGGGAUUGAAAAGAAAAUCUCGACCGCCAAAUUUAAAUUUGGAAAUUAUUCGAAAAUCAAAACGCGUAGACUCUGCUGCAACUGAAAAACCUAUAGAAAGAACAAGGACUGACGCAACGAAUAAAAAAGUAAGCGGUACAGUUAAAACGUAUAAGGUCGAGGAAGUUGAACGAUCGAAAAAAAUAGAACCGGAAGUUCAGUCUUCGAGUAGAUUAAGAAUUGUGGAUUCGGACGAACAGUCAUUUCAGAACAAACUUAUUGAUGCCUUGACAAAAACAAUCAAUGAGAAGAAAACGCCAUACAUAGUGUCCAGUCCGGAUCCUUCUAGGAUAGAGAGACUUUAUCCGAGGUAUCCUGUAGAGGAAGAAGUUUUGAGUUCACCGGACAUUAUGAGAAGGUCCGGAGAAAUAAAAAAUAAUGUACCGCCAGUUAAGUGUGAAAGUACCGAUUCCGUGGAAUCUGCUUUGAGACGUUUUGAUUCUAUUGGAACUGAUACGGAUCAGCAGGAAAUCGUGCAGGUUGAUACAGCCGAUAAUCAUAUGAUCGAUAUUAGAGUUGCGCAAGGCCUGAUGCCAAAACCAGAAUCACCAAAGGCAAGAAUGGCAGUUAAAAAUGACACAACUGACACAGACCAAUCCGAAUCCGUAACGGUAAUAAAAGGCCACGCGAAACCAGUGGGUGCUAGUAGUAACGACCGGUUGAGUAUGACGACCAGAAAAGUCGAGGAAAAAAAUAUACCCGAAAUUGUACGCGUGGAUGAUAAGAAGUAUCUCUCGGAAGUACAGCCGAUUCGUAAAAACAUUAGCGACGAGAAGAAGGAAAAAGCUAAUUCGAUUAUUAAUUUAAAACUGAUCGAAAAAACACCUGAAUCUGGAAUUGGAAAGAUAUCGAUUGCUGCAUUGGAUACGCCUUUGCAAGAUUUUGAGUCGAAGCAGCGAAAAAUUGCGAGAGCUCGAAAUUCUGUGGAACUCGCACGUACUUCUGUGCAAAUUCAAAAGCCAUCCUGGAGACGUAAACUCUUUGAAGAUUCUGACUCGGGAGUCGAAACCGAGGUGGUACGUCCGAGAACGGUGAAUUUUCACGAGAAUCAACGAAUAGAUAAAAAUUUGAAAAGCACCAACGUUAUUAAAGGAAAGUCUGAGAUUUUGGAAUGUGCUAAUAGAAUCUCCAAAAUACCAGUAUCUCGUGCAGGAUUCAAGACGCAUCAAUUACAGUCGGCGACACCGUUGAGAUCUAUCGAAGUUAUUAGAAAAUCGAUAAGAAAGGAGCAGCAAGGUCAGUUACGAAAAACGAUUCCUGAAGAGCCUGAUUUCAAGAAAGAAUCGUUGCGUAAGCCAAAAUCGGUAACGAUUGAGACAGGUCGUAAAAUGACAAAACCUAUAAUUUCCAAAAUUGCUCAGAACAAUAGAGACACUGUGAAAAGGGUUUUGAAAGCUUCCAUUACUCGGAUGGCAUCGAAACCUAAAAAUUCUCAGACAAUAGGGUUAAAAUCCAAUCACGACAAGGAUGUCACGACAAAGGGUUCGACGACGUCUCAAAAAAGUCACUGUAAAAAUACAAAAAAAAAGGUAGAAACAAAGUUUCAACGAGAAAAGCCAAGCUCAGUAUUUUUCGAGUAUUCCAGCAGUCUGACGAGAGAAGGAAACGCAAACCAUGAAGCAAAGAGCUCCGUAAAGCCGCCAAAAUCAAAGGAAGCAAAGCAGUCCAUAGAGGUUGAAGAAAUUUUGAAUAAAAACAAUAGGAAAUUAUCGCACCAAGAUUUGCAAGUGGAAAAUUCGGUAAAUCCUUCUCCACGAGAAAAGGAUCUUCACGAGUUAAAAAGAAAGCAAACCAAACCAAUAUCAACCCGUCGCUCUACCGCACCCCUAUUUUUGCAUGGUGAUAAAAAAUUUAAGAUAACCAAUUCAACAGAACCAAACGUAACGCGUCGUCAAUCCACAGGAAGCAAUUUGAAAACUGUCAAUGAUAAAUCAAACCUCGCCGAUUCCCUUUCCAAGGAGACAUUAAAGAGCAACUAUUUCAUUAAAAAAGAUAAAAAUCAAGAUGCAACCAAAACAAAAAUUUUAAAAAACGUUACCGACGAGUAUCGUUCAGAUAGUCUCGACUCUUUGGACGCAGAAUACAAACAUAAAGAAAGCUCUGAUGCAAGAUACGAGACGACCCACACGCAAAGCUCAGAUAACGUGAAAAGUUCAAAAAGUGCCUGCAGAAUUUCCCAAAGCACGUUUGCGGUGGACUCCCGUUCGGAAAGUCCUGAUUCCCUGGAAGCUGCGCGUAUAUACUCAAGACAGACCAUCAGGGACGAAAGUUUCACGGGACAGGAGCGUAACACUGAUCGUGAUCAAAGUCCAAGUCCUGAUUCUCUGGAUGAAGCUUGCAAGUAUUACACCAAUACACGAAACAAGUACCGUACAGAUAAUAAAAAUCAAGCAAGGUUUGCUGUAGAGUCUCGUACCGAGAGUGAAGAUUCCUUAGAAUCUGCGUCUAAACACUCGAAAAGCAUAAAAAUUCAAAAAAUAUUCAGAGAGUUCACUGAAAGUCCUGAAUCGAAUGACAAAGGACAGUCCAUUCGCGAGUUUCACGAAAUCACUAUACCGCACGAACAGUACCUUAAACGUCAGGGAAACAAUUCGAAAGCUUUAAAGCAACAGGAAACCCUAACUAAAAGUCCGGCACCUGCCCUUAGGGUUUCGAAAGCUCCCAGUCCGGAUCCAGUAUUGAGAAAAGGAGUCGACAGUAAUUCUAGAACUCCUGCGGUAUCUGCGAAAAGAAGUGUUCCCCAGUCACCUACGAAAAAUCCCGAGGUCGCAGCGAGGCUGGUCUCAGCGGAAGUCAAAAAUUCGGUAGCUCGAGCCACCAGAAAGUCAUCUAGUACUGCAAGGAGUUUGGAUACCAGCGGAAACAAGAGAGCUACACCGAAUGUGCCAAAGACAGGAGACAACGUAGAUGCACCCAACAGAGAGAACAAUUAUCAGUCAGAAAACUCUGCAGGAGAGAGGAAAUUGGAUGGCGAUGCUCUACCGCUCAAUCCACGGAAAAGCGAAGCUUUCACCCUGGAGUUUGAUGCUUUCGGCGAGUCGACGGAGAACGGUCCGACGGCAGCUAGAAAGCCGCCAGCCAGAAAACAAGUCCCAGAAAAGCUAUCAGGAACUCCAACGCAACGUUCACCUGCUGCUACACCUUACACCAGACCAGUCUCCUCGCUUUCCACUGCGUCCAGCAGCAGUUCCGCACGAGGUCAGACUUCCGCCAUUGCCAAAGGUAAAAUGGCUACAAAGUCCAAGUCUAAGUCACCGACACGUGGUAGAGCGUCGUCAGGCCCUAAAGCUUCUGCCAGAAGUGGUGGCACGGCUGUAAACAACGACAAUCUAAUUGAAUGUAAGAUAUGCGGCCGCCGCUUCGCGCAGGACCGAAUAGGACUUCACGAGCAAAUUUGUGCAAAGACUGGACAGAAAAAGAGGAAGCAAUUCGACGCCAUGCUGUUUCGUGUUAAGGGUACCGAUUUAGAGCCGUUUGCUAGAAAAGGAACAUCCAAGAAAACUGACUCUAAAAAUAAGAAACCUGAAGUGAAGUCAAACUGGCGAAAGAAACAUGAAGAUUUCAUCAAUGCCAUCAGAUCUGCGAAACAGGUUCAAGCUCAUCUGGCGGCUGGUGGGAAGCUAAGUGAUCUUCCACCGCCUCCUGUGAGUGAUACGAGCGAUUACAUACAAUGUCCACAUUGCGGAAGAAAAUUCAACCAAAGUGCAGCCGAACGUCACAUUCCUAAAUGUGAAACAAUGUUGCAUAACAAGCCAAAUCCUCGAGCACCCCCUAAACCUAAGCGUUAGGCCUUGCUGCAAUGAGUUCAGCUAUUUAAAUACCUUUAUACUGAUUUUUAUAUACGUAAAUUUCUAAUCCAUUUUACAGAAUAGAUACCUCUUUCUGUUUAUCAUAUAUUUUUCUUAAUAGAUAACACUGUACGAGAGGUACAUACAUAUAUACACUUCAAUGAUUAUCCUAAACAUCUAAUGACGAUUAGUCGAAUUUACAUGAGCAGAAGAUUAUUUUGCAUUUUUUAAAUAUAUUUUUAUCGAACACUCGAGUGAGAGUAUACCUAAUGAAUUGUUCAAUUGAACAAAUACACUGAGAGUGUACUUAAUGCAUUGUUCGAAUGAGCAAACAUACCUUCAAAGUGGACGCUGGGGUUUAAAUUGAUAUUCGCUGAAUAUUUUUUAACCGUUAUAUAUGAGUCCUAUAAUAUGUGAUUUUUUUCUGAGCUUAUACCGAAGUAAGUUUUGCUAUUAUGUACUAAGUAUUGUACUCGUAUCACGUGCACUAAAAUAUAAUCGCGAGGAGCUAGAUUAAUGUAGCUUUGUUACUAAUGUAAAUAUGUAUUACUAUAAUAAUGGCCUUAAUGCAGCAACGAAAAAAUGUUAGAAGCAUUCCAGUGAUAAUUUUUCAUUUCAUCACGAUCCGAUCUCAAUAUAUAAAUUUACAACGCGAUAAUAAGGUUGUCGGUUAAUAAACUAUAUCGUAUAGUUUAUGGUUAUUUUAAAGUAAUGAUAAAGCGCCAUUGCUUUGAAGCUAAACAAGUUUUUAUUUUGAUGUAAGUCUAGUCUGUUGGGGUCUCUACAGCGGACCAGGUGUACGGAAUGCAUAUUAAUGAAUAAUAAAUGAAAAAUAUAGUCAUCAACA
Messenger RNA from Cephus cinctus (wheat stem sawfly), 10491 nucleotides. RefSeq names its product microtubule-associated protein futsch. NCBI's taxonomy places the organism in Eukaryota, Metazoa, Arthropoda, Insecta, Hymenoptera, Cephidae. The transcript is spliced from 9 exons. The record is from RefSeq and is a predicted model, not a curated record. The coding region runs from base 570 to 9644 and encodes 3024 amino acids.